Molecule: messenger RNA, 615 nt
Organism: Brugia malayi
Lineage: Eukaryota; Metazoa; Nematoda; Chromadorea; Rhabditida; Onchocercidae
Exons: 4
Coding region: 1-615 (204 amino acids)
Source: RefSeq, a predicted model, not a curated record
AUGCCACCGUAUGCUACAUGCAUAAAUAUUAAUCAGUUUAAUCCAUUAAAUGAUCAACAAUCAUCUUUUGUGAAUUAUUUUCAACAAUGUUCACAACCAUAUUCAAUUCAAUCAAAUCAACCGUACAAUUUAUUUCCAUUAUAUCCAUUACCGUACCCUCAACCAUGUUUAAAUCAACAACAACAAAUUGGAAAUUUUCCAUACAAUCAACAAAUAUCACAAAGAGUGGGAGGUUCAGUAAUGGUCUACCGUUUGGUAUUUCGACCACCAUUCACUUGGACUUAUAAUUGCUUUUGUGAUUGUGAAGAGAAUACUGCCUAUGUACCACGUAUCCCUGGACAACAUGCAAAUUUCACUGAAGCUGAUGUAUACGUCAAACGUCAACUACGUGAAGCAGUAAUGGAAGCAUUUCAUUCGAUCGGUGUUAUACCUGAGGGACUUAUUAUAACCACCAGCUUUUGGCCUUAUCCAGCAUUUAUUGUCAAUGAUAUUAAUAUUGCAAAAGCAACUUAUAUUAAAGGAAAAUAUUUUUAUACACUUGCAGAGAAUACAUUAGCAUUACGAUGUGAAGCAAAAGAGAUUGCAACAUGUGUUAAUAAAGUAUUUUUCUUUUAA